This is a messenger RNA of Sesamum indicum (sesame), 1297 nucleotides long. RefSeq lists its product as uncharacterized. The record is from RefSeq and is a predicted model, not a curated record. Gene Ontology annotation, cellular component: nucleus. NCBI's taxonomy places the organism in Eukaryota, Viridiplantae, Streptophyta, Magnoliopsida, Lamiales, Pedaliaceae.
UUGUUAGAAAAUGUUAAAGAUUCCACAAGGUUCGAACAUGCACUUACAUUCCGGCCCUCAAAAACCUCAUAUUUCCAAAACACAGCCCACAAUUACACGGACACGGAGAGGGAGAGACAGAGAGAGAGAGAGAGAGAGAGAGGGGGACGGGAUGGGCGAAGAAGAAUCGAAGUCGUCGAAGAAGAGGGUUGUGGAUUCUUUAGGAUGGCUGACGGAAUCAACAAUCAUGCCCCGCAAGCAUCGCGCCAUCGAAGGAGUUGGGGCUUCCUCGAUUCUGGAACUCAAGGCCCAACUCUACAAGUCACAGGAGGAGUCCAAGCGCCAGCCGAAAGAGAACAUACACUCCGCCGACCAUCACUACGCUCAACACCUAGAGGUCCACCGAGCCAAGAAGAUCAUCUCCGCACACGAUUCUUUCUCCGCUAAGAACUCCGGUGUCGAGGCCCGUGCCGCCAAGGACAAACUUGAGCUAAAAGCUGUCAAGGAUGGAUCAGCAAGCUAUGCCGCAUUGGAGAGAAAAGCAGAAUUAUAUGAUAAACUGGUGAAGGGAGAACUUUCCGAUGAAGAAGAUGAAGAGAAGUACUGUGUUGAUUUCUUUAGGAAGGGUCUUGAGCAGGAUCAGUCCCAGAUACCUCAACGGACCGAUACUUCUACAACACAAGCCCAAGGUACAGAUGAUGUUGAUGAUGAUGAUUUACUGCUGAACAAUACAAAAGCAGCAGGACUUGGGCGAACGUCUGCUACAGUAGACAGGGGCCAGCAUAAGCAUUUUGUUAUGGAGGUUCAUGAAGAAGCAAAUCAGGCAAGGGAAAAAGUUUCUGAGCUGAAAAUGCGCAGGCAAGAGCAGGCUGCUGCUAGAAGAGAGAAAUUAAAGCAGGCCUACCUCCGAAAGCAACUUGAGAAGUUGAAAGCAUCUAAAGCAGAGCAAACCUGAGUAUGGAGGUGCUGGAUGACGUGAAGGAGCUUCGGUGAAUUUCAACUCAAGCAAAAUCAGAUAUAUAUUACCGCACCUAUUAAUCUGAGAUGUUUGCAAUGCAUGGUGGCGGGGAGAAAUUGUCAGGCUCGGAUGUUGAGUACAACAUGCCCUGAAGACAGAAAUGGGUCAGUCAGCCCGAGGAAAGAGUUCGGACUGCCGAGAAAUGUGUACAUUUUAGUUUGGGGAGAAUGUCUUCGAAAUUUGACAAAUUGAUGCAAAGCCAAAAGAUGAAGUGUAGAGCUGCGUUUUCUUUUCAUUUUUGCCGAGUCCCUUUCACUUUGAACAUAUUUUUACCAAAAGAAAAGAGGCCAAUUUAAUACC